AUGCGGUCGCUGCUGUUACUUCAGUUAUUUUUGAGUAUCAUUGCAGUUCAGGGCAAUGACUGGAGUGAAGGACUUUCAAAGUUUCUGUCCAGGCCAGCAUAUGAAGAGCUACCAAAUUUCUAUGGAUCCCUUAGCGAGCCCUUUCAUAAACGGGUGAAGCGAGCGAUCUAUGCUACUCUCGGUUUCACAGGCCAAUGUGAACCGGGCUGGACUGGUCAAUACUGCGAAAAUCCUGUCUGCAGCAGUGCUGGCACUCUUCCUCAAAGUUCAGUCAACUACCAACUUGUUGAUCUCCUGAAUCUCCCAUCUGGAUGCACAGGAAAGUACUAUGUUCCGAUCGACGGGAUGACUCCAGUGCUGACCAUUGAGGUGAACGCUGCUGGUAGACCAUAUGUGAAUCUCACUGAUUUGAAUGGGAAUAUAAUGACGUGCGAUGGCAGUGUCAAUGACGGCUACACCCUUUGCCGUUACAUUGGCCUCGUUCCAGGACCAUACCAACUGACGGUGGACAACGGGGGUGUGCCAACAUCGAACUGUUUUGUUGAGAUCACCUCUUACACCGGUCUGUCAGUUGUCCAAAGGUUCACUCUUUCCCCACAAACCGAUGUCGCACCUUUCGCGGAAUCUGCCAUCGAGGGUCAACCCAUGUACUUUGUCAGUCAUGUUAAUAAUCUCACCAUGCCAGGAGAGGUUCGAUCGGUAACCAUUCGUACGGACACCUCUACUGUGCCCGUGUAUCGAUCACUAUUGACAAAACGUUUCUCUUGUGCAUAUGAGUACUACGCCGGGCAAUUCAUCUGCGACCGUAGGAAUCGAUAUGUUUAUCAUGUUGAUGGUCUAGAUGCGUUCGGAUACGCCUACAGAAGAUCUGGGACGUUUUCGUGUCUACAACCACUACCGACCACACCUAUUGUACCGACGGCACCACCGAACACCGUGAACUGUGCGAACGGUGGAAGCCCACUCUAUCAGGGUACUGUGAACGCGACAUGCUUCUGCCCAGAAUCAUUUCAAGGAAGAGAAUGUACAAUGGUGAACUGUAUGAAUGGUGGAACACCGCUGCCAGGAAAUCUACAAUGUCAGUGCCCUCCUGGCUUUCAGGGCACCAUCUGUGAAACUGUGAGUUGUGCAUUCAAUGAGGGCCCAUAUCUCACUGAUCUCAAGACCCUUAUCGUAGUAGAAAGCAAUGCUGCCUAUGAUUAUAAUGUCUACAAUAACUACGUGCUAGUGACAUUUGCCAAUGGAAAGUAUGACACGAUGUACUACCCGGAGAACCUGUUCCAAACAUUCCUCAACGAUAUCAUGUCUGCCAUCUAUACCACAACCAUCGGCGGUUGUGAUGAAGCGACGUUUGACCCGAUCGCUAGUGUCUUUAUAGAGCCAGUCAAUCCAAAAUCAGCUAUUUACGUCUUCACGGACGUUAUUGCUUCUGAUUCUGAUGGAUGGCGAAAAGUGGCUGAGUCUAACACUAGGAGAAAGCUUCCGAUCUUCAUGAACAUCCUGCCGAAUGAUAAUUGUACUGUGAAUCAGUUCUCGGAAGGUUAUCGAGCUCUACGCCGUGCUUCUGAAUUUAGUGGUGGUCUUGUUCAAACUCCAACGUUGACAUCUCUUGAGAAGAUCUUCCAAUUCACAAUGAAAUCGACAGCUUAUCGAAUGAAUGCCGUGUUAACGGACGAUCUAGGCCAAUGUGAUACUAAGGGCUACCGAGUCUUCUUUGCCGAUACUUCUACAGAAACGAUUAUCAUCGUUGGAGUUGGACAAGAUCUCGUGCUCUCGGUCACUGAUCCAAACUGGAAUCAGAAUUCUGCUUUGCUCGUCUACACAAUGGGCACAUCAUACUUCUGGGAGAUCACGAACGUGGUUCCUGGAGAGUAUCUUCUCUCCUUGAGCAGUCAAAAUGUGCAACAACCGUGCUCAUAUCGCGUAAUGGCCAUGUCCGACUAUGAUCUCUUCUUAGGUACUGCUAAUGCCAUUGAUGAGGAUGCAAGCGAUAGUGAACCCGUCAUUGGAAAGUCGAAGCACAUCGUUGCCCAAUUGAACGGCCUCGUGAACGCUGUUCAGGAUCCAUACAGGCUGUUCGCUGAGCUCACUAUUACCACUAACUUGAAUAACGAACAAAAAAUGGGCGAACCGAUGUUCUAUUCAAAUGACAUAAUAAAGAACAAGUUCCUUUAUGUUAAGGUCUAUGCUGACGAUAACAACGGUUACACCAUCCAGCGAACUACUACUGGAUACUGUUCAGAAACUGAAACAACCCCAUUGCCCCCGACGGCUUGUCAAAAUGGUGGGGUCAUGGAUCCCAACAAGAAUCAAACGUGUAUCUGUCCACCUAACUAUGCGGGAGAUCAUUGUGAGAAAGCUAUUUGUCAGAAUGGAGGUACAAGUCUCGGACCUUACUGCGCAUGUGUCCCUGGCACGGGUGGAACAUUUUGUGAAUUAUUUGCUUGUACUGACGUCAACACAAAGCCACAGAUCUCUUUCGACGGCCAGUCGAUGUCGUUCGUUCUCUCGGCUCGUCCAACCAUGCAGACCGCCGUAUCCUCCAUUGCUGCCGGCAUUACUGAUUUUGUCCGAGACGUGCAAGAUUCGUCAGCGAACUGGAUAGUCGCUUGGAAUCUGGUUGUUGUGGAUAGUAUCGGAGCUUCCAUGGUAUAUACUGGAACAAACCCGAAUGAUUUUGUGGCGAAUGUCAAGUCAGUAGCCGCUAAUCUCAGCAACUAUACAACUCCAGGAGCUACUAACUGCUCCGUGGCGAUCGAAUCUGGGCUACUUUUGGCAACCUAUUACUCAGAACCUCGCUCAUCGGUUUAUCUCUUCUCUGACUCCGAUGGGCCAGACACCGAUUCCUUCAUAACAUUAUACUCUCAUGCCACGGAAUACCAAAUAUCACUGAACUUGAUUGGUGUGGGUAAUACUAUUUGCACGGAUCCAGCCAAUAAUGGUCAGUUCCCGGAUUACCUCCAAAGUCUCGCUUCCAUGACUGCUGGUUUUGUCUACAUGACCUCACAUGUCGACAAGAUGCUUCCAUUCAUUUCGUCAUUCUACAAAUCUGGUAUGGCUUCUCGAGUUUAUUUCGACGACUGCUCAAAAGGAGUUACCUACUACGUCCCAAUCGAUUCGUCGACUGAAUCAUUCACUUUGGCUGUAAGUGGACGUAAUCUCACAAGCGUUGUUGUUACUCUACCAGAUGGUACACCUGGUUUGAACAACAUCCUCUCAGUUCCACUGAUUGAUGAUCCCGAACUCAAUAUCCAGCAGUUCGUUCAAGCUUGCGACGGUUAUCAAUGGAACUACAAGGACCAGUACUGCCUCAGAUUCCCACUGGAGAAGUUAACGUGGCUGAAGGCGAAUCAGUUCUGUCACAGCCUUGGAGGUUACAUGGCCGAUGUACACAACCAAGCCAAAGAUGACUAUAUUAAAGCCCAAACAAACAGUGCCGCUGCAUGGAUUGGCCUAAUCAGAAACAACAACGACUGGGUUUGGGACGUGCCAACCGGUAACAGCUAUCAGAAACUCGGUGACUAUACCAAUUGGGCUCCAGGAGUCGAUCCCAAUAACCCCUCAUUUAACUGUGUUAUCUCUGACAAAGAUGGAUAUUGGGUUCCUACCGAUUGCGACCAGCUGAACUUCCCCGUCUGCCAGAAACAGCGCUAUGGACAGGGCCUGACCCCAGGCAAUAACACGAAUAUGGUACCAGCUGGUUUGUGGAAGGUUCAGGUGCAGAGCAGCCAAGGGUCAUGUCAUGCUCAUGUUCGAGCGCAAUCAGAAAUUCAGGUGUUCUAUGGCUUCACACUUGCACCAGGCGACGACUAUCCAGAAUUAUAUGCCAAUUCGCUAUCCGAUGCCAAUUAUUUGGUUGCGGAUGCCGUCGGUCUCUCACCUUUCCACUACGACGUGCUUCCAUCGCUUGAAGGACGGUUGAACUACGCCAUACUUGGUUAUGACUACAAUAUGACGAUGCCUUUAGUCAUGCAGGACAGAUGGCAGUGUGGAUAUCCUCAGGUGUCAACGAAGUUCGCAUGUCCGCAAAAGGGAUCUGUUACUGACUUCUUUGUCAAGGGAACAACUGUAAGAACGGUUUCCCCUUCAAUGGCCAGUGCUACUGCAAUCCAGGUUAUGAAGGUCCAAACUAUCUGCACACAAAAGUACGAUGCUACAUUCACUGAUGUCGGACGUACAUUUGUAAUCAUGUUGGAAACCUCGUACAACAUGGGUGGUACGAUAUUCCAAAUGAAGAAGAACCUUAAAGCAGCUCUGGACAGCAUUCAGAAUGAUCCCACAACAUCUGGAUGGUUUUCAAAAUUCAUACUCUAUCCAUUUGACUCAACGGCCAACCAAGACUACUGGUAUCCACCUGUCAUUUCUGACAGCUCUGAUGCAAUUGUUAAUGCUGUGAACAAUAUUACUACAAUGUCGUGUCCUGGUCCCGAUGGAUGUUCACCGAGUUGUCCAAGGCCGAUCAUGGGUACACUGAAAAAGGUUCUAGCAAUGCCCGAACUAGUCAGUCCGAAUUCGGUUGUUCUCGUCGUAACACGUUCAUCACCUGAAGACUUCCCACUGAUUAACAGUAUGAUUCAAACGCUUAUUGAUACCAAAGUUCAGAUCAACUUUGUUUUGCCUGCAAUUACGUCACCUUGCGCUGAAGGUUGGAACACACCUGAAGCGAACGCCAUGUACACAGCUACUAGUUACAGUGAUGGCAACGUGUUUGUUAUGUCUCCAGUUGAUUUUGCUGUGAACUUCCUUCAAAAGUAUCUUCCAUCCUUGUACAGAUCAGCUGGUCUCGAGAACGGUGCCACCAUGGACUGCACCUACCAGGAAUACUUGUUCCAGGUUGAGCAUUCGUUGUACGAAUUCACAAUUGAAUACUAUCAUCCGAUUACCAAUCCACCAGUACUUAUCACGCUGACGGAUCCGGCAGGAGACUAUAUCCCACUACCUCCCAAUCUCAUCGCUAGUGACACUAACUAUCUUGGAAUAAUACAGGUCAAUGAUACUGGUGCUGUUAGAGCUGGUACCUACAGGUUAACCAUGUCUGGAGCAGGUGGCUCCUUCUGCAAUAUGAAUAUCAGAGGUCGAGGAGCAAUAGAGAUCUAUCCAGCUUAUGUGCGAACCUCAAGUGACUCCUAUGGAGGAGCCACGAAUGAUAACGCCCAUUAUGCUCCGGUCCUUGAUGAAAGCAAUACGAUAGUGGUCCAUGCUGAUGGGCUAGUCAAUGGAACACUUAGCUAUGUGCAAGUUGUGGCACCUGCUGGUGGUGGACUGCAACAUACUUCAGUACUACUCCCACGAGAUUCCAGUCAAUGCUCUUUCGAGUAUUAUGCCCCUGUGCCGUUUUUCUGCAGUUAUGAGCAGUACAUUAUCAUCAUCUACGGUAUAGACUCACAAGGAGCUACGUUCCGUCGGAAAUACCUCACGAACUGUGUAUCAACUCGUCCACCACCUAUCCCUCCCGUACCUACUUGUGAUUUGAGUGGGGUUACCCAAGACAUGCUGUUCAUUCUUGAUUCUUCUAAACAGAAUGCGGAUUCUGAAAGCGUUUUCAAGAGCGUACGCGACUUCGCUGUCAAGACACAGUUACCAUUCAGGUUCUCUACUGACUACGCGCAAGUAGCUGCCAUGACCCUGGCUGACACCGCCCAGGGCGGUUUCUCGUAUAAUGCACCUGAAAACUCCUUUGAUAACAUUCAAAUGCUUCUCUUGAACCUCACGUAUCUGGGCCGACCAGGACAAAAUGUGACAAGUGCUAUGCAACUCACAAUAAACUCUUACGGAAGCGCUAAUCAAGGCUAUCGCUCAUCGGCACGCCAUCUAAUGGUAUACGUCACUUACAGCAACCCGACAGAUGAUGAUCCAGCUGGUUUGUUGUACUCACUUCGAAGACAAGGGCUGUACCAAGUAGCGAUUGUCACAGUGAAUUCCACACCAAGUGACAAACUUCUUUCACUGGUGAGCGAGAGAUGCCUGUAUCAAGCAAAGAAUGUGGACGAUCUGAUGUCGAAUGGGGUGAACUUUGUCCAAGGACUCUCAUGCGCGAAAACCCCUCUAUGUGGCAACUAG
Molecule: messenger RNA, 6060 nt
Organism: Haemonchus placei
Lineage: Eukaryota; Metazoa; Nematoda; Chromadorea; Rhabditida; Trichostrongylidae
Source: the annotation of a GenBank genome assembly